Molecule: messenger RNA, 731 nt
Organism: Hemiscyllium ocellatum (epaulette shark)
Lineage: Eukaryota; Metazoa; Chordata; Chondrichthyes; Orectolobiformes; Hemiscylliidae
Product: cold-inducible RNA-binding protein B-like
Exons: 1
Biological process (GO): positive regulation of mRNA splicing, via spliceosome
Cellular component (GO): spliceosomal complex
Molecular function (GO): RNA binding
Source: RefSeq, a predicted model, not a curated record
ACUAUUGCAGAAAAUAUGUCCGACGAAGGAAAGUUGUUCGUCGGCGGCCUGAAUUUCGACACAGACGAGCAAUCCCUGGAAGAGGUUUUCUCCAAGUACGGCCAGAUCGCUGAGGUGAAAGUGAUUAAGGACAGAGACACCAUGGCUUUCCGCGGCUUCGGCUUCAUCACUUUCGAGAACCCGGACGACGCCAGGGAUGCGCUGCCGGCCAUGAAUGGAAAAUCCAUCGACGGGCGGCAGAUCCGAGUGGACCACGCCGAGAAGAAGUCGAGAGGAGGUGGCUAUGGCUGAGGCUGAGGCGGUUAUGGAUGUGGACGAGGAGGCGGUGGCUACGGCUCUCAGCAGUACGAUUCGAGGGCGGAUGGCUACUACCGGGAAGACAGCUAUUCCCGGGGCCGGGAAGGAGGCUACAGAGGGCGCAGCUCCUACCAGUGACACUGGUCAUGGUCUAAAUCUGAGGUCUGACCUCCUCCCUCUCGGUUUUGCUAUUUCUUUUUGUUUAGGGAAGAGAUGGCGAUCCGUUAAUUUCCCAGCCUAGUGUUUUCCCCACUAGAAUAUAGUUGUUGGCCAUUUUUUUGCCCCCGCCAUAUACCGGUUUGAGAGGCUGGCGGCUGCUGAUCGAUCUCUGCUUGUCCCUGCUCCCGUUAUAUCGGGCGGCUGUAGCCCCACCACUAUUGUUCGGCCGAGAGUUUUCAUCUGUUGUGACUUUUUAAGUAAUAAAAACCAAACCA